Messenger RNA from Cavia porcellus (domestic guinea pig), 2677 nucleotides. RefSeq lists its product as uncharacterized. The coding region runs from base 1 to 984 and encodes 327 amino acids. The record is from RefSeq and is a predicted model, not a curated record. Lineage: Eukaryota; Metazoa; Chordata; Mammalia; Rodentia; Caviidae. The transcript has 3 exons.
AUGGACUCCGGCGGCGUUGGCGUAGGCGGCGGGCUGCGCGUGCGCGGGGGAGCGGCGUCCGGGCCCGGACGAGGAGAAGGCACUGCACAUGCGCCGCGGCGUCGGGGGCGGGGCGAGGGAGCGCCACUCAGGGGGCGGUGGAGGGGAGCUCCUCACAGCGGUCCGGGGAGCUCGUGCACCUGCCUUUUGAUUGUGGAAAUUUUAAAUGUGGCAAAGCACAGUGAGCAUCUAGAACUAAAGAAACGAGAAUCUUUUCAUUGUGAGGGAAGAACAGUCCGGACGCAGCCGGGGAAGGGGUCAGAGCCCCGUCCGCGUGACUGGAAGCCGGAGAAGAACCAGGACGAAGCAGAGGUGAAGAGCCGAAGGUGGAAGCGCAGAAAAGAGUGCCAGUUUUAUGAACAGAAAAAGGGGUAUGCCAAUGCAGGGAGCUUAGGUCAAAAGGCUAAGACGUGUGAGGGUCUCGUGGGGAGCACUGGGUUGGUCAGAGCCGGGAGCAGAGCAAGGCCGAGCUGCCGGCACGCGGCGCCCCGCAAGGUGGCGGAGGACGGCGCAGGGGGCGGGCCUCAGCCUUCCGGCCGGCCGCUCCUAAGACUGCGCGGGGAAGCGCUGCCCCCGGCGAGGCGGUUAGAGCCGCACUGCCCUGCGGCGCACUUGACUGCGAGGUGGGGAUGGCGCUGGAAAGGAGUAACCGCUCUGAUGGCUGCGAAACCAGCCGCGGAGCUCAUUUUAUUUUCCGUGCCUGUAAAACGACCACGCCUUUCCUCUGAUAUGCAGCAAGCGGGAUUCCUCUCAAAGGCUCCCCCCUACGCUAUUUUUUUGCAUUUGAAACAAAGUACAGAGCAGGGACCCGGGAUGUCAACAAGCCAGGGGUGGCGCAAAGGCAAGGGAAUGGAAGUUCUGAGCCGACGGGGGAGGGCGCGCAAUCGUGUGAGCUGCGAUGAAGGUGCUAUCCAUCUUCAGAGAUUAAAGGAAGAGGUUUAUUGAGUGGAGUAGAUGCGAGAGUGCUUGGGCCCGGAGGAUGCCGGUUCUUUCCGAGGAGAGACAAAACGCGCAUUUUAUCACCGCCAUCGCGGGCGGUUCGGUGCCAGGCAGAAAAACUGCCCCGCGAGGGCGCGCACCGAGCCGGGUAGGCGCUAGGGUCGCGGUUGCUGCUUCGAUGAGCUUUAUCAGCUGGCCUCGUCUAGUUAGCAGAGAGUUGUUUUUUAUUGUCUGAACUGGGUCUCACGAAAUGCCUGGAUUGAUGAAGACUGGCAGGAUGAAGGGGGACCACUCUCAGACAGCAGCAAUGGGUUCUAUAAAACCCAAGAAGCAUAAGAAGAUCUGGACAAUUCAAGCAACUACACAUGGUUCUGUAGUGGAACUGUUAACCUAAUGGGAAUUUCAGAAAGUCUACUUGAGGUCAGUUCAUUAAAAAAAAAAAAAAAACUUAUGUAGGGGUUGGGGAUUUAGCACAGCAGCAUAAGCACCUGCCUGGCCAGUGUAAAGUCCUAAGUUUGAUUGCCAGUACCAAAAAAAGAAACACUUUAAACAAAAAAUCGUAUGUAUUCACUUUAAGGCACUAGAACUUCAUUGUGAAGGUGAGAUGAUAGAAGAGAUUUGGGGAAAAAAAAAGAUUUUAAAAAGGGGGGAGAUGGGGGUUUAGCUCAGUGGCACAAGUGCUUGCCUGGCAAGUGUAAGGUCAUGAGUUUAAUCCCCACUUCGAAAAAAAGAUAAGAAAAAAGAAAUAGAUUCAACUCUGGCCUCAGUUUGGAGGAGGCACUGUAGAAAGAUGAGAUGGGAGAUACUUAGCUGACUGAUACAGUAACACAGAGACAAGAGCAAGGCCUGGAGCAGCAGUUUCAGAGGCGCCUGGGCUCUAGGGAAACCCAAGGCCAGAACGAAAGCAGCCAGAUACGUCAAAAGGAAAGGCUUUAACUUUGUGAGACCCUAUCGCAAAAUAAAAAGUAAAAAGGACUGGGAACUCAGCUCCAUGCAGAGGACCUGGGUUCUGUCCUUCACACCACAAAACAAGUAUUUACCACCCACCCACGUCUGGGGAUGUAGAGCACUUGGAUGAGGUCUGCAACCAUCCCCAGCACUACAUUAAAAAACUAUAAUUAGUAAUCUUCAUUUAUUGGGGGUCAGGGUUAUAUAAGGUGGCCUUGAGCUCACUAUGUAGCUCAGGCUGGCCUCAAACUCAGGGUAUUACUCCUGCCUCAGCUUCCUAAGUGCUGAGUGCUGGGAUUACAGGGGUGUACUGCCACAGUGCCCAGGCUGUAAUCAGUAUGCUCUUAGAACGGGAAUUGUAACCAUUGCUUCAAUUUUUAAGACAUUGUAACUUUAUGCUGUGGUUUGUAUAUUCCUAGACAACUUAUUUCUUACCCCCAAAUUGCUCUUAUCUAGACACCUGCUGUCAUCUUUUAUUUUCUGCACCCUUAAUAUGUUUGUUGGAAAGUGUCUAGAACAUUCUGAGGAAAAGUACAGCAAAAUCCAAACUAGUAAUUAUUAGCAAGUAUAAUACUGAUUUGAACUUAAAAUACUUUUAGAAAGUAUCCGCGAGGCUGGGAUUUAGCUCAACGGCAUAAGCACCCGCCUUGCAAGCAUGCAGCUGUGAGUUCAAUCCCUGGAACCAAUUUUUUUAAAAAACAAACCAUCUGAAGUCACAAAUAUAUAUAUGUAUCUCAAUAUUUUAAUAUAU